AGUCCCCGGAAGUGGCGGGGGAGAAGCCGACGCAGUAAAAGUCCUUCUUCUUCUGUUUCCGUUUUUUCUGACGCUUCACCUUCGUUGUUCGGAAACGAAAGAUAAGAAGAAAACACGGAGAAUCUGCGGUCUCUUCUGGCUCGAUUGGCUCUCGCUCUCUCCUCUCCAGCAACAUGGACCAUAGCCACCAUCACAACACCAUGGCCCCGCCCACCACCGGAGGACACGACCAUGGGGGAGGAGGGACUGAAGGGGGCCAUGGAGGACACAUGAUGGGGAUGGUGAUGACCUUCUACUUUGGCUACGAAAACGUCGAGCUGCUGUUCACUGGACUGCUCAUCAACUCAGUCGGAGAGAUGGUCGCAGCGUGUAUUGGUGUCUUCCUAUUGGCCGUCCUGUACGAGGGCCUGAAGAUUGGACGUGAAGCGUUGCUGCGUCGCAGUCAGGUCAACGUGCGGUACAACUCUAUGCCGCUCCCAGGGGCUGAUGGGACAAUGCUGAUGGAGACGCACAAGACGGUCGGCUCAUUGAUUGACAGUCAUGAUUUGGAGGGGGCGGAGCCUUCUAUUGGAAAAAAGUUAUGCCCCUCAGGACGCGAUGUCAGGCAGCGGAUGCUUAGCCCAGGCCACUUCAUGCAGACCCUGCUGCACAUCAUCCAGGUGGUCAUCAGCUACAUCCUGAUGCUCGUGUUCAUGACCUACAACGCUUACCUGUGCAUCGCCACAGCGCUUGGUGCCGGGAUGGGCUAUUUCCUGUUCAGCUGGAGGAAGGCGGUGGUCGUCGACAUCACCGAGCACUGCCAUUAGCUAACAUGCUAAUUAGCAUUGUGCCGGGAAGUUUAAUUUCUGCUGAUCACAAUCGAUAAAUGGUAACAACUACUCUCAAGUUUUGUAAGAGCUCUAGCCAACGUGCUACUGAAACUACAAAAUACCAGAAUGGUUCAUCAUUUUCAGCUAUCACAUGAAACACUAAAUUCAUAAUAACACCUUGUUGUAGGAUAGCGUUCACUCUUAAAAACACAAGUAAAGACCUUUUUGUUUUACAGAAAACUAAAAUCAUUUAUUAUUGAUCUUUCUGCCUGACUAGUCAGCCAAUCAGAGCUUGGAUCACAUUAGAAAGUUCUGAUUGGUCAGAUCAACAUUUUCUUUUAAUCUUUUUUCUGUGCCAUGUCAACAGGUUAGCGGCAAUUGUACUUAGUUUACAUACACUUCUUUUAGUUAGCAUCGUUGGCAGAUUAUUUUAAGAGCCAAUCAUAGCAAAGUAUUUAAAUAGUUAGAUUUUUUGAUUUAACUGAAAAAUGUAAAAGAAUCUACCAUGACUCACUCGUUUCAUUAAUCAGCACAUUUAAAUUUCAUUAAAUAAUCCGAGCAACAGAGCAACAGCAGAACAUCAGACGUUAAACUUACCUGAAAAUGUAAAUCAUUUUCUUGUUGACACCAAAUGUUUAUUUACACUUUUUAUAAAAAUAUUUUAAAAUGAAUUAUUUGUCCAGUUUGGGUUUGAUAAUCUGACUGGUUGGUGAGUCAGCCAAUCAGGGCUCGGACACAUCUAUCCAGCUUUCACAUCUACACUGACAAUUUCCCCAGUUUUCUUCUUUAAAACUUUGAAACACAAGUUUACAUUAACACACAGUAUAUAACUUAAUUGAUUCAAUUUACUGGUGUCUUUUUUUUCUGAGCCUUAAACUCGACACCGUUUGCCUUAAUGUGGCCAACGAGUUGAAACGUCCUGAUGUUCGAUGUGCUGUGACUGGAGGCCAGGGUUCGAUCUGUAUCUGCUGCUUAUCAGUGUCAACAUUAAAAUCUGUCGUUAACUUGUCGUUAACUGUCUGCUGCUCUCUCUUCACUAUGACCUGACAACAUUGGUCUCUUAUCUUUAGCUUUGGAUGAGAUGUCGUUCAUAGCAGCGUCAGAUGUUGUGAUAUGUUGUGAUUAUUUUAAUUAAAUCGUUUCACUCUGAGAUAGAUGGAGUUUACUUAAUGGACCAAUGAGAUUACAGGGACAGAUAGGUUACUGGAUUUCUAUUUUGUGAGUCUGCUUACUUUAGGCCAUUAUCAGGCGUCCAGAGUGGGCAGUUGUAUAUUGAUGAAGGGUGUCCAUGUCCUCUUGUCCAGGUGCUGUUGUUGUGUGAGGGGCCACAUCAGGUUUAAUGUCACGUUUAAUGUCAGGCUUGAUUUUCUCGUGUGAAUUGACUCGUUGAGACUGGAUCAUGAUUAAAACAUUAUGAAAACUUGUGAAGGAAAUUUUUAUAUCUGAGUCUGAUGUUCUAAUUGUCCCAAAUGCUGGAAUAAAAGAUAAAAGUUAA
Molecule: messenger RNA, 2304 nt
Organism: Platichthys flesus (European flounder)
Lineage: Eukaryota; Metazoa; Chordata; Actinopteri; Pleuronectiformes; Pleuronectidae
Gene: slc31a1
Product: solute carrier family 31 member 1
Exons: 7
Coding region: 174-806 (210 amino acids)
Biological process (GO): copper ion transmembrane transport
Cellular component (GO): membrane
Molecular function (GO): copper ion transmembrane transporter activity
Source: RefSeq, a predicted model, not a curated record